Chaetura pelagica (chimney swift) is the source of this 768-nucleotide messenger RNA. It is a transcript of the gene RNASET2, whose product is annotated as ribonuclease T2. Gene Ontology annotation, biological process: RNA catabolic process. NCBI's taxonomy places the organism in Eukaryota, Metazoa, Chordata, Aves, Apodiformes, Apodidae. The record is from RefSeq and is a predicted model, not a curated record. Gene Ontology annotation, molecular function: RNA binding; ribonuclease T2 activity. The coding region runs from base 1 to 768 and encodes 255 amino acids. Gene Ontology annotation, cellular component: extracellular region. The transcript has 9 exons.
AUGAAGCCUACAAAGUUGCAUUAUUGGAUUUUGGGUUGCUUUUCCAUGAUGCUAUGUUGUUGGUGUACUCCACAUAAAUUCACCCAAAGUGACAACUACCCUCAUACCUGGAAAAAGCUGUACCUUGCUCAUCAUUGGCCAGUGACUGUAUGUAAGAUGAGUGCUAAUGAUUGUCAAGACCCUCCAGAGUACUGGACAAUCCAUGGACUGUGGCCUGACAAAACUGAGGAGUGUAAUAGGACGUGGCAUUUCAAUGUCACCGAGAUUAAGGACCUCAUGUCAGACAUGAGACACUACUGGCCUGAUGUUCUUCAUUCAUCUCAGAAUCGCACCCAGUUCUGGAAACAUGAAUGGGAUAAACAUGGCACCUGUGCAGCCACGCUUGAGAUUCUUAAUUCUCAGAAGAAAUACUUUGGUAAAGCUUUAGAACUCUACAAGAAAGUUGAUCUUAACGGUUGUCUCCUGAAAGCCGGGAUAAGGCCAAGCAGUUCAUAUUACCAGAUGACUGCCAUAAAGGAAGCUCUUACAAGAUUUUAUGGUGUAAUGCCGAAGAUCCAGUGUCUUCCACCAGAAGAGGGUGAAAAAGCACAAACAAUUGGUCAGAUUGAAUUCUGCUUCACUAAAGAACUGCAGCUGCGAAACUGCACAGCGCUGAAAGAUGAAUCUAACCCAAUCCACGCUGACUUGAAGCUUGGAACUGAGGAGUUGUCUAUCUGCAAUGAUGCUCUCCCAACCUAUUAUCCUUCACAGGUUCAAGAUCACAAAUGA